GUAAAAGAAUAGGAAAACGAGAAGUACCAGACUCAUAUUUGUAACACCCUAAAACAGCAUCCGUUUCUCGUUCGAUGCUGGCAACAAAAACCCUAAUUUAAUCCUCAUCGAUUCACGAUGUGCCGCAACUCCUGAUCCCUUCGCCAUUCCGGCUAAUCUUUUCUCUGAUGCAUGUGUGGAAUCGGAGAAAAUCGUACUUUCCCGAAGAAAACCCUAGAAUUUUCUCAUCAUUUCCCUCUAAACCAAUAACAACAGUAGCAAAAACGGCAUGGCCAUAUCCAAUGAACUAGCGCAAAAGCAACUGCCGUCAAUAUCGGAACGGUUCAAGGCUUUAUUGAAGCAACGGGAAGAUGAACUCAGGGUUUCCGGAUGUGUUGCUGAUGACGAUUUAGGGGCAACGCUGACUACGGAGGAGAUUGUUCAGCUUUACGAGAUUGUGUUAUCGGAACUUACUUUUAAUUCAAAGCCGAUAAUUACUGAUCUCACGAUCAUUGCUGGUGAACAGCGAGAGCACGGCGAAGGCAUUGCCGAUGCUAUUUGCGCCCGAAUUAUUGAGGUUCCAGUAGAGCAGAAACUUCCUUCUUUAUAUCUAUUAGAUAGCAUUGUGAAAAACAUUGGCCGAGAAUAUGUUAGGUAUUUCUCUUCCCGUUUGCCAGAGGUAUUUUGUGAGGCAUACAGGCAAGUUAAUCCUAACAUGCAUCCUGCAAUGCGUCAUUUAUUUGGCACGUGGUGUACAGUGUUUCCGCCUUCUGUCCUCCGUGAAAUCGAGACGCAGUUACAAUUUUCUCAACUGGCAGGCCAAAAAUCGUCUACUGUAACUUCCCUGCAGACUUCCGAAUCGCCUCGUCCAACACAUGGCAUACAUGUUAAUCCUAAGUACUUGCGGCAGUUGGAACAACAGUCAGGUGCAGAUAGUAAUACUCAGCAUGUAAGAGGCAUGUCUUCCAGUCAAAAAUUGUAUGGUCAAAAACAUAACAUUGGAUACGAUGAAUUUGAUUCUGAUCAUACCGAGGUUCCAUCCUCACAUAUUGGUGUGCAAAGAUUGAGCUCAACUGGAAAUGUUGGGCGUACUUCUGUUGCAAUAGGCGCUAACAAGCCACAACUUUCUUCAGCUUCCAGAGUUUCAAGACCCUUCUCAUCAUCGACGACUGGAUCUGAUAGACUUAUAUCAUCAGAAGUUGAUGAUCUGCCAUCAGAUGAUUCUCCUAGAAGGUUUGCUGAGAUAGCAUCUCCAUCUCGGCCUGGCUUUGAUUUUGGAUGUAGAAGAGGAACCAUCAGAGAUGAUGAAACAAGAGAGUGGCAGAAGAAGCACAUGUAUGGAGAUUACCGUAAUUCUUCCGAAAGUUCUUUGAAUGCAUACAAGCUUAGUAAUGGAAAUGAGCGCCAAACACUCAGGGCUUUAAUAGAUGCAUAUGGUAAUGAUAGAGGACAAGGAAGGUCUAACAAGAAGCCUGUACAGGUUGAGCGGCUGGAUGUAAAUGGAUUGGGAAAUAAGGUGGCUCCAAGAUCAUGGCAGAAUACUGAAGAUGAAGAAUUUGAUUGGGAAGAUAUGAGCCCAACAUUAGCAGAUCGAAGGAGCAAUGAAUUUUCAGUGUCAUCUGUUCCAGCUUUUGGAAGCAUUGGAGCAAGACCUGCCGGAGUAGAAUCUAAUAGUAGGAGCAGUCGCACCCUUGUUGAUGAUUCUUCAGCAAUUCCUGAAGAUGCAGUUUCUUCCCUGAGUUCUGGUCGUGGAUUAAAUCAGAUUCAAUAUUCGCGUUGUCCUCAGGAUGCUUGGAGUUCCUCGUACUCUUUUUCCCAGUCAUCACAUCCCCUUCAUGCCAAAGGAAGAGGAAGGGAUUUCCAAAUGCCCUUUUCAGCUCGUGGUAUAUCCUCCUUACGUGGGGACAGCAUUGUCUCUCCUGCUCUUGUGCCAAGAUCUGCUUCUUCUAGCCUUGACACUGUUACUGUUGGAGCCCAGCCGACCAUUUUACCAAUGACAACUGGGGUUUGGCCUCCAGUAGAUGUUCAUAAAUCUCAGCCACCGACUGUGCACUCUAACUCUUCAUUGCAGCAGCAUGGUAGGAGUCAUUUUGAUUCACCGAAUCCUAUCAAUCCUGUCAUGAAUCAGGGUCAAAACAAACAUCCAUAUAUGCCUGAACAGUUUGAUGGUCUUGAAAGCAAAGAUCAAAGCUUGAUAACGGCAACACAAGUUCCUGGACAACGUUCUGCAUUGCAACAACAACGAAACUCAUUGCAUGGUACUUUGCACCCACACUUUCCUCGUGAUGUUCGUGAUGGUUUCCUUUCAUCUGCAACUGGACCUUUACCUCCUCGCUUAUUGGCACCAUCCUUGAAUCAUGGUCACGCUCCCCAAAUGCGUGGUGCUGUUAUCAGUAUGGUCCCAUCUAACCCAAUGCUUGUUGCUCAGCCUCCUUUAUCGAUCCCAAAUAUGCCCCCUGGCUCGUUACAUUUUCAGGGGGGAGCCAUGCCACCUCUCCCUCGUGGUCGUCCUCCGGCAUCUCAAAUGAUGCCUGCCUCUCAAAAUGCAGGUCCACUGCUUCCUAACCAACCUCAGGGUGGUGCAUUUACUGGUUUGAUUAGUUCCCUCAUGGCUCAAGGUUUGAUUUCAUUGACGAAUCCAACUCCCGUACAGGAUUCUGUGGGCCUUGAGUUUGAUGCAGACCUCCUCAAGGUGCGACAUGAGUCUUCUAUAAGUUCUUUAUAUGCUGAUCUUCCAAGGCAGUGCACAACAUGUGGCCUUCGGUUCAAGUUCCAAGAGGAGCAUAGCACUCAUAUGGAUUGGCAUGUGACAAGAAAUCGGAUGUCUAAGAACCAGAAGCAGAAACCUUCCCGGAAGUGGUUUGUGAGUGGUAGUAUGUGGCUUAGUGGUGCGGAAGCGUUGGGAACUAAUUCAGUUCCUGGGUUUUUCCCUACUGAGGACAUUGUAGAAAAGAAGGAUGAUGAAGAAUUGGCAGUUCCUGCUGAUGAAGAUCAGAGCAUAUGUGCUUUAUGUGGUGAGCCUUUUGAUGAUUUUUAUAGUGAUGAAACAGAGGAGUGGAUGUAUAGGGGGGCUGUCUACAUGAAUGCACCCAAUGGAUCAGUGGAAGGCAUUGAUAGAUCACAGUUAGGUCCCAUAGUGCAUGCUAAAUGCAGGUCAGAAUCUAGUGUGGUUCCUCCUGAAGAUUUUGUAGGAUAUGAUGGGGGAAAUCCUGAGGACAAUACUCAAAGAAAAAGAUUGCGGAGUUAAUCUUAGUAGAUUGGCGUCUAAGCUUGUAUAACUUGGUUUGAGUUUCAUGUUAGUGGUAUGCUUUUUCUAGGUUUUAUGUUAAUGCUGGUCCAUGUAGUAGCUUGGCUACAUGCCAAAACCUUGUACGUGUAUAGUUGAACUUGUACCAUGCACAUUAUCUUGCGGCAAAAGAGGUUAUAGAUUCCCUCGGAGCCUAAAUUUUGUUGCAUUCUCCUUGUUUCUUUCCUGCAAAAACAUCCAGAGGAACAUUUUAAA
This is a messenger RNA of Hibiscus syriacus, 3481 nucleotides long. Its product is annotated as polyadenylation and cleavage factor homolog 4-like. Gene Ontology annotation, molecular function: mRNA binding; RNA polymerase II complex binding. Gene Ontology annotation, cellular component: cytoplasm; mRNA cleavage factor complex. Gene Ontology annotation, biological process: termination of RNA polymerase II transcription. Bases 269 to 3226 code for a protein of 985 amino acids. The transcript is spliced from 7 exons. Lineage: Eukaryota; Viridiplantae; Streptophyta; Magnoliopsida; Malvales; Malvaceae. The record is from RefSeq and is a predicted model, not a curated record.